AAGUACCCUUAUCUUUCUAGUAUUGAAGAAAGCUUCUAUAGGGAGCUUAAAGGGAAAGGAAAAAACCGGUCAACUGUCCUCCAUAUUAAACCGCCACCUCUCCACUUUAGUUUGGUCCUCUGCCUCUAUAUACUAAGUGGGUCCAAAAAACCAAACACACCUUCAUCAAACCCAACACCAAAAACAACAAAAGAAAGAAUAAAAAAACACAGAAAAAUCAAUUAAAAAAACAUUUACUCAAACAAGAAACAAGAGAAAGCACCACAAUACAUGUCAAUGUCUAAGAAGAAACCAAAUCUCAAUGGCAAAACUGAUUAAACAAACCACCAAAAAGAUGACACAACUCUGCCGGAAAAUCGUUCAGGUCGACGUUCGUUACGGCGUUCUUCAAAGGGUUUCUUUUGUUGGUCAAUUCUUUCGAUUCCUUUGGAAUAAACUCAUGGUUUGCUCUCUUGGAGGCUCACCACCUCAAUACACAAGGUUACCCCUACGUGGUUCAUCCUCUUCGCUGCCGUCUCCGGCCACCGUUGACGACGGUUUCUCUCAUGAACAACAACAUAUCUCAAAUGGGUAUGAGUCGGAUUCUGAUUUGGUUAACCUCAAGAUUAGUUUGUUGGGUGAUUGUCAUAUUGGAAAAACCACUUUUUUGAUCAAAUAUGUAGGAAAUGAAGUAGAAAAGAGAAGUUUACAAAUGGAAGGAUUGAAUUUAAUGGAUAAAACUUUAUCUGUUCAAGGAGCUAGAAUUUCAUUUUGUAUAUGGGAUGUUGCAGGUGAUAAAAAGUCCUUGGAUCAAAUUCCUAUGGCAUGUAAAGAUGCAGUUGCUGUUUUGAUUAUGUUUGAUCUCACUAGUCGUUGUACAUUAAACAGUGUUGUUGGUUGGUACAGUGAAGCAAGAAAAUGGAAUCAGAGUGCAAUACCUAUUUUAAUAGGAACUAAGUUUGAUGAUUUUGUAAGACUUCCCCCAGAUUUACAAUGGACAAUUGUGACACAGGCAAGGGCAUAUGCAAGGGCAAUGAAUGCAACCCUAUUUUUCUCAAGUGCAACACACAAUAUAAACGUCAACAAAAUUUUCAAGUUUAUCAUGGCAAAGCUCUUUAACUUGCCUUGGACGAUAGAAAGAAAUUUGAAAGUUGGAGAACCCAUUAUUGACUUCUAAAUUCUUCUUUACGUUCCUUCCUUUUUAUGUGUAUAUAGAAAAUAAGAGAAGAAACAAAAUUGGAAAAAGAGAAAGAAACAAAACUAGUCUUCCUUUUCGUAUUAACUUGGAUCAAUCAACAUUUAGCACCUAGCUAGGAAGGUAGGCACUACCUAAUUUACGUGUAUUUUUUUUAGGACAAAUUUGACUCCUCUAAGCUACUACAUAAAUGUGUUUAUAAUGUAACAUUAUUCUAUGAGGAAGAGAAAAAGGCUAUAUUUUUACUCCA
Molecule: messenger RNA, 1424 nt
Organism: Lathyrus oleraceus (garden pea)
Lineage: Eukaryota; Viridiplantae; Streptophyta; Magnoliopsida; Fabales; Fabaceae
Product: septum-promoting GTP-binding protein 1
Exons: 6
Coding region: 302-1156 (284 amino acids)
Molecular function (GO): GTP binding; GTPase activity
Source: RefSeq, a predicted model, not a curated record